GUUCCUUCAUGAUAACACCAUUAAGCCUAUUCCUCUAGCAAUUAAGCAAAAACAAUCUCACAUAGAUAUUUAUUAAAGAGUUCUCCUACAAUGCUUUUCACUCAGAACCUCCUUCCUACCAUGCUAGCCUUAUCCUUGUCCACAACAGGUACCAAGGCUGCUAUUGCAAUCGGGACCAAAGCCAACCAUUGGAACAUAAUGUGGGUUGAUGGUACCGACCCCUGCGCCUCGACCUUCAUCAGCUACGUUGGCGAGAGCCCAUGCAACAUUACCCCCCACCCGCUCCAGGGCAAUGGGUACAGUUAUACACUCCAAGGCUGCGGUGGCCCGCUAUGGCUGAACAAUGGGGAUGGCUCCUACAAUAGCAACUGUUAUGAUGCGCCGGCUGACCUCGUCUGCGAUACGCACCGGGUGUGGCUCUGCGGCUAGACAUCUUUUACCUUAGUAAAUGAGACUUUUUGGCCGGCUUCGUGAUCAAGUUGGGGGCAGUGACCAAGCCGGGGCUAGUCUGGCUUCGUAAUAUGAAGAGAGGAACGUUUCCCCUAAAUAUAUAAAGAAAAUCAG
Molecule: messenger RNA, 564 nt
Organism: Trichoderma harzianum CBS 226.95
Lineage: Eukaryota; Fungi; Ascomycota; Sordariomycetes; Hypocreales; Hypocreaceae
Exons: 2
Coding region: 91-429 (112 amino acids)
Source: RefSeq, a predicted model, not a curated record